This is a messenger RNA of Theileria orientalis strain Shintoku, 912 nucleotides long. RefSeq lists its product as hypothetical. The transcript has 3 exons. The coding region runs from base 1 to 912 and encodes 303 amino acids. NCBI's taxonomy places the organism in Eukaryota, Apicomplexa, Aconoidasida, Piroplasmida, Theileriidae. The record is from RefSeq and is a predicted model, not a curated record.
AUGUACAAGAUAAUAUGUAAUCAGUUGUAUAAAUUAAGUUUUAGAAGUAGUGUACUAAGAGUUAACAGUAGAUAUAGUAAAAUAGUAAAUAGAAAUGUGUAUAGUGUAAAAAAUGUUACAAAUAACAAUAAGUUGUUUAUAAAUAAAAAUUAUAUAUGUACGAGUAGAAAUAUAAUAAAACAAAAUAGUUUAAGAAGUACAAAUAGAAGAUUCCAUCACCAAGAAGGAGUAAAGAACGAUAAAAUAGAGGAAGGAAAGAUAAGGAAAGAUGAAAGUGAAGGGGAAAAUGAAGCAAAUGAUGUAAAUGGGCAUUUGAAGGAGGAUGGAAUCACGAAAAGAGAACGAGCAAUGAGGAGAAUCAAAAGUAGAUUCCAAAAAAUCAAAACGUACAUAAAACAGAAUAAAAGAGUGCAGAACUUUAAAGUAUACAUAAACCAAAACAAGAGGAUACAGGACUUUAAGGUGUUUUUGAGAAACAGCCAGAGGUUCCAAAGGUUCAGAAGCUACGCUACGCAGAAGAGGCAGAACCUGAAGGGGCUCACGAACAAGGUGAAGAGGAGGGAGAAGCUGCGAGAACUGAAGAAGAGGUUCGUGGCGAGGUCGAAAGCGUUCAGCAUACUCACGGUGUUGACGCUGAAGAGGUACGGGAAAAUCGGAGUCUUCAUAUACCUCUCGGUCUACGUGGCGACGCUGGCGGGGAUGAACGCGAUAGUGUUCAUGAACUAUUUGACGAGCGAGCACGUGCGGAAGGCGCUCAACUACUUCGACAUCACCUCCCUUAAGGUGCCGGACGUGGACAGCCCCUUCGCAAAGUUCACGGUGGCCUACAUAGCGACGAAGCUGGUGGAGCCGCUGAGGCUGGUCGUGUCAGUAAUGAUCACAAUCGCAGUGACGAGGAUACUAAAACGCUAA